This is a messenger RNA of Hypoxylon trugodes, 2081 nucleotides long. RefSeq lists its product as uncharacterized. Gene Ontology annotation, biological process: endoplasmic reticulum to Golgi vesicle-mediated transport; positive regulation of GTPase activity. Gene Ontology annotation, molecular function: GTPase activator activity. The record is from RefSeq and is a predicted model, not a curated record. Gene Ontology annotation, cellular component: endoplasmic reticulum membrane. The transcript has 3 exons. The coding region runs from base 410 to 1750 and encodes 446 amino acids. NCBI's taxonomy places the organism in Eukaryota, Fungi, Ascomycota, Sordariomycetes, Xylariales, Hypoxylaceae.
CCUUCUCUCAUCCUUCUCAAAGUUGCAUCCCAAUCUGUUACUUGUUCUCUUACAGUUGGUCCAGGCUCAACGGUUUUUUACUUCUGUUAAUUACUAUUAUAACAAGAAUCAUACGUUGCACCCGAUAGGGUUUCCAUUCCAUCGACUAAGAUUUUUGGUUUUUGUUUUUCUUUUAUUGAAAGAAAUUUCUAGCCAUACAUAACACGUCUCAAAAGGCAACGUCUAUUUUAUCUAUUCGGGUAGAUAAAUAGGUGGGCUCACCCAAAUCAGGCUUACUACCCCCAGUUUGACGGAGUGCCAAGUCACGGUACAUCGGGCUCGGUCAGGGGCUUUUCCCUCACCAGCGUAAGCGACAAAAAGAAAAAGGGGACCAUAACCUAGGUAUCUGGUAUUUGGUAUUCAUUGCUGCAUGGUCGAAUGCCACAGCACAAUUACGACCCUGCUAGGGCAACAGCAUGCUAUUUGUCCACACCGACGCACGAGGCUACAAGUGAAGCAACCUGAUGUGCAGCUGAAGCAAAGGCGGAAGCGGGAAAUGAGAGGCGAGACCUCCGUCGAUCUCUCACCGAUGGCCUGGGAAGAUGAAGACGUUGACAGUGGGGAGGAGAAAGCCGGUUCAGAUGAUGACAGCGAGGCGUCCGUAUUGGCCCGUAAGCAGGGGAGCAUAUUAGAUGCAUGCAGGCGGAGGGACAUCGAUAAUCUCCAAGUUUUAGCUGUAUCGAGAGGAGGCUUCCUCUCCGACGCCAUCCGUCGCCAAGCAUGGCCGGUACUUCUAGGAUUCCACGUCGACCUGCACGGGGAGCUAAGGGGGGUUUCCGAUUCGUGGAAACAGUUGGAACGACAUCGAGACGAGGAUCAGGUUAAGCUAGACGUCGACAGGAGCUUCGUCUAUUACCCAAACGAUGAUACCCCGUCGGAACUCGAUCAGAAAAAAUCCGAGCUUUCGGACCUCAUCACCGAGGUCCUACGGCGACAACCAUACCUAUGUUACUUCCAAGGCUAUCAUGAUAUUUGCCAGGUCUUUUUAUUAGUACUACCACAAACAGCGCGUGCCACGGCUGUAGCCCGGCUGUCCGCUUUACGCAUCCGGGACUUCAUGCUUCCAAGUUUAGCACCAGCCGUCGCACAACUUCGAUUAAUCCCAGAUAUCCUUAACGCCGUCGACCGGCCACUCUGCGCACACCUAUCACGAACAGAGCCAUAUUUCGCGCUAUCAGAUACACUAACUAUGUUCGCCCACAACGUGCAACAAUACGGAGACAUCGCACGACUCUUCGAUGCAUUAUUAGCGAGGGAGCAAGUCUUCACCUUAUAUAUCUUCGCACAAAUUGUUCUAUGCCGGCGCGAUGAACUCUUCGAGCACGAUGAACCGGAUAUGCUGCACUUUGCGUUAUCUAAACUACCACAGGACCUCGACCUCGACGCUGUCAUCAACGACGCCGCUGCUUUAUUCCGCGAUCAUCCCCCGGAAUCACUCGGCAAUUGGCAUACCUCAAUCACAUCAUCUAGCGCUCUAAAGACAGCACGCGAGGUCCCAGUUUGUGCUACGCAGACUUUAGAAGACGGGCGUGUAUUCUUCGAGAAGCAGCAGAGUGAACUCCAAUGGGCGGCGCGCAGGGACCAGGCACUAAAGACCAUGUGGGCGAACCGCACGGUGAUUUUCGCCGCAGUUGUUGCUGUUAGCGCCGUGUACUUCCGGAAGUCACCCGUAUGGGCGGAUCUCGCUUCAUGGUCGGGUUUAAGCAGUUAGUCUAAUAUCUACACGAGAGUCGUGCAACGGCGCAUAUGGUUGCAGGCGUUAGUAUCGGCGUAAUCCGGUCAGGUUUAUGUUUAUUACGAGGGAGUAUAUGAUAGUUAUCCGUUUGAUGAGUUCGGGCGUUAGGUUUCAUCCGAGGGUUAGGAUUUGGUAUUGUUACUAUGACGCAACUCACGGGUUGGGAUGCUUUUUGGUUUUCUAUACAAGAUAUUGAGGAUCGUCUCCGAGAGAUGGUUAGUGUAGCAUUGGAACCAACCAUCUACAAUAUAACAUUGGAUACCUCUUCAUUUCUACAAUUCUGGUGAAAUUACUGUACGCAUAUACA